This is a messenger RNA of Caenorhabditis auriculariae, 447 nucleotides long. NCBI's taxonomy places the organism in Eukaryota, Metazoa, Nematoda, Chromadorea, Rhabditida, Rhabditidae. The record is from the annotation of a GenBank genome assembly.
AUGGUUUGUUUGCCAUGUAUUUUUCUUCCGGUUCUCAUGGCUAUCUAUUUAAAAUUCAUUCAACCAUAUGUGUACAGGUCAGUUUUGAACUGCAUCAUAAUUUAUAUUUCAAAGAUUGAUUUAAGAAACUUUAUUUCUUUUUUUUUCUAGGUUACUUCCAGAAAGCUGGGUUCACUUUCUUGACCCGAUACUAUACCCAACCUGUCCAGCAAAGCCGCCACCAUCCGAUGAAAAGCAGGAAUCCGAAAAAAACGGUUCUUAAUUCAUCUUUUUCAUCCGUGGAAUAUAUGGAAACUUUAUGUUAGCUUUGAGCUACCUGAAAUUUCUAGAUUAAAAAAAAGAUCUCCAUUAAUUUUAAGUAUUCAAUUUUGUUUUAUAUCAGUUAAACUUACAGGUACAAAUGCAGAAGCUUGCUGUGAAUCAAAAGUCUCGAAAAAGACACAAUAA